AUGGUUGGCGCCAAAGUUGGAGAUGAAUCUUUGUCAGCAGAAAUACCAGCACAUAAAAGGAGUGUGGUUUCAUGGUCAAGUUAGUUUUUCUAAAAAUGUGUGAAUUUUCGCACCUUUGUUUUCUCACUUCUACAUGUCUAUACCAUCUUACCUACCCCGCGGAACGUCGGCCACAUGGAUAGCCAUACCUAUAUAACUAGAAGUGUAUGAAUAGUUUUCGUUCUUCCGAGAACAUAUACUAAAAUUGGAACAAUACAGAGAAGAUUAGCAUGGCCCCUGCGCAAGGAUGACACGCAAAUUCGUGAAGCGUUCCAAAUUUUUUUACUUUUUUCAGGCACACCAACUCACCACAAAUUACAAUACUAUUUGUAUUGUUCUUUUCUAUUUUUCUUGAUCUUAUUGGUACUUUUCAUAUAUGUUUGUUGUUUAUCAAAUAUGUCAACUGCUUUUGGACUUCUAGCAAGUCGAGGAUUAGGAAAAGCAAUUCAAGAAUCACCAUUGAUUAAUGAUCCAAUAUCUGCGGUUGUUGUUGGUAUGAUAGCUACCGUAGUUUUACAAUCAGCUACAACGACGACAAAUAUAUUGGUAACAAUGGUGGCAGCCAAUAGUGAGUUUUUUUUUAUCAAGAAGUUUGUACUUAUUUAUUUAUUUGAGCGUUAGAGAGAAAAAGUUUUGAUCUAUAAAGGGAAAAAAUUCAGAAGAUUUAGGAUGAAUUUUUUUGUAUUCAAACAAAUUAUUUUUCUAGUGAUUACGGUGCAUGACGCUAUCCCUGUAAUGAUUGGAAGUGAGCUUGGAAGCUCUUUGGUUAACGCUAUGGUGUCUUUGGCGUAUUCCGGUAAGCCAGAACAAUUCCGCCGCGCAUUUUCUGCUGCGAUUCUCGGUGAUGUUUUCAAUGUGUGCGGGUUAUUUGUGAUAUUUCCUAUGGAAAUGGUUUCUGGUCUCAUUGAACAUGUAAGCUGGUGGAUUGUUGACCCACUGAUUUCUGAACAAGGUUUAAGUUUCAAAACAUUGGAACUUCUAACUGACCCGGUCAAUCAACUGAUAAUACAGGUAAACGCUCAAAAUCAAUUUCAAUCACAUUUUUAUAAUUAGGUUAAUGAGCCGGAACUGUUAAAUGCUACAAUCCGUCCAGAAAUGUUUAUGGCCAACCAUUCUUUCAUCCAAAGAUGUGUUUUCACAAAUGGUUCGAGAAUUUAUAAUUGUAAGUUGGUUUUGCAUUAAAUAUUUGAAUAAAAAAAAUAAAAAUAUCGGUGCCUUAUGCUGGAAUCGAACCAGCGACCUUCUGUUUACUAGACAGACGCUCUGCCACUGAGCCAAUAAGGCGCACAUUUCCCCAUGCCUCAAGGCCAAACAUAGUUUUCUGUUUCUCUCGUUUUUCUGCGAUAGAGAUGAAUAGCAAGUACAUUGUGUGUAGAGAAAUGCUGUGAUUUUUUUUGACAGAUGUGAAAAAUGUAUUUUGAAUUUUUUUUUUGAUAAGUAGGUGUUUUGAAGAAAAAGUGAGGUCUAUUGCACACGAUUUUCUCAUUGCGUCAUCAAUUUUUCACUUGUCUCUGACUUUUUCUCUACUUCAAUUCUAAUUACCAAGUUUUCUCCCAUUCUAUUACCAAGUUUUCUCCCCCAAUAUGAAUUUUGUAUGAAAAAAUAUGAAAAAAAAAUAAUUUUUAAAGCCAGUUUUUGAUUCCAGGUCCAUACCAUCAUUUAUUCUCCUCCACAACAUUAACUGACAAAACCAUUGGCUGGAUAAUCCUAAUCAUUUCAUUAUUCUUCCUUGUCUUCUGCCUUGUUGCUAUCGUUUACCUGAUUCAAAAACUAUUAGAAGGUCACGCUGCAAACUACAUCCGAACACUUCUUUCAAAACAAUGUCCUGGAAUGUGGAAGCCGUGCACUGGAUAUUUAGUUUUAUUAGUGGGGCUUGUAGUGACAAUUUUGGUGAGCUUUCCUUUUUUGUUGAAAAAAAAACAUUGCGAAUUUUCAGAUUCAAUCAAAUAGUAUAUUCGCGUCUUCCUUGACACCAUUGGUGGGAAGUGGUGUUGUGACUUUGGAGCAGAUGUAUCCAUUGGUGCUUGGUAGUAAUAUUGGAACCACUUUUAGUGGUGUGCUUGCUGCAUUUUCUACGGAUCCUUCAAGAUUUGAGAAGUGAGUUAAAAUUCAAAGGUAUGCAUUAAGAGAGAUAAACGUUUAUUCUGAAAAAUUGCAUCCCCUCUUUUCACUUGUAAAGUAACGUUUAACAUUUAAAAUUUUCAGAGCUCUUCACAUGGCAAUGUGCCAAGUGAUCUACAAUAUUAUAGGAACUUGUCUAUUUUAUAUUGUCCCAUGUACCAGAAAAUAUCCUAUCAUUCUUGCUGAAAAGCUAGGAACUCUAACUGAUCGGGUAAGUUCUACCUAACUUUUUCUCUAAAACAAUAUUUUAAUUUUAGUAUCGUUGGUUCAUCGUUGUGUUCAUUAUGUCAUUUUUCAUUGUUAUUCCAUUUACAAUCAUCGGGUUGACACUUUUACCGGAUAAUGUUAUUGUUAUCACAUUUAUUAUAAUAUUAGUCAUAAUAAUGAUUUGUGUUUUUAUCAAUAUUUUACAGGUGAGUGUUUCUUGCCAUCUGUAAAUUGUUUGACAAAAAAAAACAUAAAGAGAUCACAAACAUUUACAGAACAGUUGCAUUGCAUUUUUGCCAAAAACACUCCAAAAUUGGCAAUUUCUCCCAAUCUGGUUACGAUCCCUCAAACCGUAUGAUCCAUACAUGUCUAGUUUUUUCACCAAACUUCCAUAUGUUGGCGGAUUUUUCCGAAAUGGCGAAGCUUAUCACAAAAGAACAAAUACAAAUACGGAUUUAGAAGAUAUGGAUGGAAAAGUUGAAAAACUGGUCAAACUCAGCAAUCAAACACAAGUUUGA
This is a messenger RNA of Caenorhabditis angaria, 2885 nucleotides long. Lineage: Eukaryota; Metazoa; Nematoda; Chromadorea; Rhabditida; Rhabditidae. The record is from the annotation of a GenBank genome assembly.